AGAAGUCUUGUCCCAGUGCAAAUUGUAAACACGCAUGAUUGCUGAAGACGGACGACACACGAACACGAGCACAGAGUCAGAGAAGCAAGAAAACACCUCAUCAUGCCACAUAUUUCACCUUCUGCCACUGCCAGUCCUCUUGAAGAAGUCAGAAGGAAAGUGAAGCUAACAGAACACACAGUGGAAAAUGUAAACAGCACAGACUUCCCAGGAACAUAUGAAGAGUAUGAUGAUGCCUGGAGCCAGGAAAAGUUUGAAGAGAAAUUCCAAAUCGACAUUGUAAGUCUAUCCACCACUGAGAUGGAAUUUGAUAUGGUGGGUGUCGAUGCUGCAAUUGCAAAUUCCAUUCGAAGGAUUUUGUUGGCCGAGGUACCUACAAUGGCAAUUGAGACGGCUGCCAUUUGGAACAACACUUCCAUCAUCCAAGAUGAAGUUUUAGCUCAUCGCCUGGGACUCAUACCAAUCAAAGCUGACCCUCGCUUAUUUGAGUACAAACCAAAAGAUGCAGAGGCAGGCUCCAGCGAUGACACCCUACAGUUUUCUCUGAAGAUUAGAUGUUCUAGGAAUAACGUAACCACAGAUGCCACAGACCCAAGGGUUCUUUUUAAAAAUCAUAAAGUGUACUCCAGAGAUCUGGAAUGGGUUCCUUUACCAGGCCAGGAUCAUUUGAAGAACAAAGGCAUUGGUCCAGUGGACAAGGACAUCCUGAUUGCUACAAUGAGACCAGGCCAUGAGCUUGACGUGGAUUUGUACUGUGUGAAAGGAAUUGGCAAAGAUCAUGCAAAGUUUUCUCCUGUUGCUACCGCUUCCUACCGUCUCCUGCCAGAGAUUAGACUGCUGCGGGAAUUCCAUGGGGAGGAAUGUGAAAGGUUGCAAAAAUGCUUUUCUCCUGGCGUUAUAGAAGUGAGGGAGACCCCUGAAGGCAAGAAAAUGGCACGUGUGGUCAAUGCUCGGAUGGACACCUGCAGCCGCAACGUCUUCCGCCAUGAUGACCUCAAGGAUGGCGUUGUUCUACAGAGAGUCAGGGACCACUUUAUCUUUUCUGUGGAGUCCACUGGAAUCCUCCCUCCUGACACCCUGGUCUCUGAGGCGAUGAAAAUCCUCAUGGGGAAAUGUCAGAAGUUCUUACAAGAACUGGAUGACAAGGCAAACAGCUUCACUUCCAGCAAAGACAAACACAGAAAGGGCAAAAAGUCGUAGCCAGAGGACUUGGUGCGAGUGCAGAAUAACAGAUGACUGAAGGAUUCCUGCUUGCUGGGGAGGUUUUUUUAUUUCUAUGAUGUGAAUGUCAGCAAUUUGCAGCUUAUGGAUCUUGUCAAUAAAUAUGGCAACCCUUUAUUCAAUU
Molecule: messenger RNA, 1345 nt
Organism: Aplysia californica (California sea hare)
Lineage: Eukaryota; Metazoa; Mollusca; Gastropoda; Aplysiida; Aplysiidae
Product: DNA-directed RNA polymerases I and III subunit RPAC1
Exons: 11
Coding region: 103-1200 (365 amino acids)
Biological process (GO): DNA-templated transcription
Cellular component (GO): RNA polymerase I complex; RNA polymerase III complex
Molecular function (GO): protein dimerization activity; DNA binding
Source: RefSeq, a predicted model, not a curated record